AAUAAUUUCAAUAUUUGCAUUGCUAUUAAUAAAUUAAUUAAACAAACAACAAAAUGAGAGGAAUUUCUUAUGCAGAUUGUACUAUGAAAAGAAAUCUAGCUCCGCCGAUGACAGUGGAUCCAGAAUUCGCAGAAUCAGUCGGCAAGAAUUUCCGCGUCCUGCCGAUGUUCGAAAAAGAACUGUACGCCUAUAAGUAUAAGAAACAUUAUUCUUUGAAUUCCAACGAGUUUCUUCAAUGUAGGUGGCGCUCCUAUGUCCAACAUUUUGACAAACGGCAAUUUGAGCCGUUUUCUUUCAUUAGUGUGAGAGACUACCACUUCUACAAUCAAGAGGUUCGGCUCAUUCCGUCAGAAACUGUACAUAGACACACAGAUUUCCGUUUCAAACUGAGAGAGGGCCCCGGUGUCGAUUGGCGGGGACAAAUGCCGAUUCCUCAAGAGUUACUCAUGAAACGAGGUUACAAAAAAACCGAAAUGAAACCUGAAAAACAUGCAGAAGUGAAAAUAGAAGAGAAAAUACAGGAAAAGGUUAAAAUAGAUUAAUUUUGAGUCAUUUUCAAUUAAUCUGU
Molecule: messenger RNA, 568 nt
Organism: Spodoptera frugiperda (fall armyworm)
Lineage: Eukaryota; Metazoa; Arthropoda; Insecta; Lepidoptera; Noctuidae
Exons: 3
Coding region: 54-542 (162 amino acids)
Source: RefSeq, a predicted model, not a curated record